AUCCCCGCUUGCUCGGUGGAUGCCAUUUUUUUUGCUGGAAGUUCAAAAGCGUGGACAGCUACUGCCAUACUAGUGGCAAUCUCUCUCCGGUCAAGGAGGUCAGGCGGAGCUUAGAGAACUAACGAUUACUUUCGGCACAGACGAUGACAGCCGGAAUGGCCGUAGUGCGAGCAUCUUGCGCCACACUUCUGCUGUGCACGCUCGCGUCACUGGAAGUCCGCGUGAGUGCAGGUGCCAGUGCCAGUACCAGUGCCACCGCCCAGAACUUGCAGAAGACAACUAACAACAAGGCUGGUACGCAUCAUGUGGUGUCCAAGCGCGAAAGUGCAUCCGUUCCCAACGGCGACGAUCCCUAUGGAGACUCGACGUAUUUCGAUCUGGAAAUCAACCAGGCCUUCCCGGGCAUGCUGAAAGCCGCCCAGCGUACCACUGGCGUCCAAGAAGAUCCCUACAGAGACUCCGCGUACUUGGACCGUGCAAUCAAUCGAGCGUUCCCGGUUGCCAGAUCGACCAGUGAGCGCCAUCCGGUACACGUCAAGGCCGCAAAGAACAGCAACACAGCUUCCCGUCGCCAUGGUCACCAGUCAGUGGAUGUAGCUGUUGCAGCGGACCACGGGCCCAACCAUGAACAACAUCAAGGCUCGUACAUGGAAACGGCCGUUACACUUGGUGACUUGACAGCCAGGAAAGACGGCAAAAAGACGUCCGUACGACGUCAUCACAACGAGAAGGCCAGUGCACGUCCGGCACACCUCCGUCCAACCCAGCACGCACGGGAGCCGAACCAAGCCAGGAAGACUCUGGCCGGACAUGCACUGACGCAGGACAGCCACCUCAAGGCGGGACAUCGAUCACGUACCAGCAGCAACACCAUCAAGAAGCAACAGAGGAAGUCCGCAGCGCUUCGCCUCAACGCCAAUCACAAGCGUGGGAAACCUGCCAGCAAGAAGAAGGUGGAAAAGAGUGAAUCCUAUAGCCGGGUAGGUGGCAAACAGGAGCACAUAGGAUCGGUUGACGUCAUGGAUACCAUCAGCAGCGCAUUCAAUCUGUACGGGAGCGGCGGAAGCGGGUUUUCCCCUGGUGACGCAACUGAACGUCAUGCCGACAAAAGUGUGACGAAGGCUGUUGGAGACAACGGUGAACAUAGCCCUGGACACAAGGUCAGCAAAUCGGCUACCGAGUUGCCUACCUACAGUAGUCGCCAUGGGGACGAUGAUCCCGAGACGGUUGAAGCUGGAGAGGGUGCGAGUGGCAGUGGGGACGGCUCAAGCAGCGGAGAUUCGUACAGCGCAAGCGAAAGCGCCACCGUCGACUUCCAGAUGGGCAGUGGUAGCGGCGGCUUUGGGCUUCCGCCCCUGGGUGGAUCGGGCGAGGGAUCCGGCCUGCAGCCGGAGGAAUCCGGCUCCGGUCACCAGCAUAGCGGAGACGGCUCAUCUUCGGGUGACGGGCACAGCGGAGGUGGAGAGGACAAGCAGCCCGAUCAGGGUGGUUCAGGAGAGCAUCACGAGGGCGGUGGAUCCCAGCCAGAGGAAGGCGGACACGGCCGUGAUGAGCAGCCAGCAGCCGACGGCUUGAGCGAAGAAGAAACGAAAGUGUUGCUCGAGUCGCACAACCGAGUGCGUGCCAACGUUAGCCCAGCGCCGUGCGACCCGCUUCCAGAGCUGCACUAUGACAGCGAUCGGCUGGGUAAGAUGGCGCAGAGCUAUGCGGAGCAAUGCCAGUUCCAUCACAAUCCCGAGUUGAAGCUCUACAACAACCCCGAGUUGAAGAGUUACAACGACCCCACCAGUAGCCCUGGAAGCACAUCGCACACGGUCGGAGAAAACAUGUACAUGACAACACUGAUCGGUGAUCACCCGGACGAGGCGGUGGUCUCGUGGGCGGACGAGGCAGCUUUCUACGACGCGUCAACCGGCGCGUGCAUCGCUGAACUGCAAUGCCGCCACUACACUCAGAUCGUCUGGUCUGCCACACGCUUUGUGGGAUGUGGCACGGCGGUCUGCGCUGCGAGCACCACCGAAGACUACCCGUUCGACGCGGACCGAUUCCCAGAGGCGCGUCUCGUCGUCUGCAACUAUUCACCAUCAGGCAACGUCCGAGGUAAGAUCCCAUACGAGGUAUGCGACGAACAAAACAGCACAGAUUAUGAUGCGCAACCAGCUCAUAAACCCGCGCCCAACGCUGCAGUGGCUCUUGUUGCCAAUGAGGAUGAUGUGGCCCACCAGCCUAGCAAUGUCGAGGCCGCAGUGGAGCACCGUAGCAACAAUGACGUCAUCAGCCAUCUUGAACAAGAACUGUUCGACAUUGAACACAGCCUGGAAAAACUUCUGACCACGGACAGAUCGCGGAGUGACAUACCAGCAAGUCACGCUGGGCGUCAUCCAUCAAAGCAUCAUGCAGACCAUCAUCAACAACAGCAUCGUGCAGGGCCUCAUCCAGCACCGCGCCAAGCUGGGCAACACACGCCACAGCAUCGCGCAGGGCAUCAUCCAUCACAACAUCUUGCAGGGCAUCAUGCACCACAGCAUCGCGCAGCGCAUCAUGCACAACCACAGCAUGCUGCAAAGACGCAAGCUAGGAGUGCGGACACCAGCACAGGACACCACAAGAAACCUUCUUCUCCACACGACGGCCAGCAGAUGAUCAUGAGGAAGCGCCGUGCCUUGCUCCGCAAGAAGCCCGCUCAAUAGCUCCAUGGAGAAUCUGUCCAGCGCAUUCCAAUCCUGAUGCUGGUAUUCAGACACUGUCCGCGCUGCCUGUCGAGCAUUGUUGAUCAUCCUGGUCUGUAGGCAUGGAGAUUAGCGCAUUGCUGUUAUACCACUCAUUCACCCUCAUUGUCAUCACCCCGCAUGGUAUUCCCCCGUAUGGUAUUCAGAUAUGCUAACAGCAGUCUGUUCAACCUUGCCACCAUUCCAAAGCAGGACACCCGCAGUAUAAUGUACACAAAGGCAAUACGGUCUCCCACGUAAAUGUAUACAACUGUUUCGGUCCAAAGCAGGACGGUUGGACAGUCUGUAACAGCUACAUGUAUAAUCAUCGUGUAUGCUCACCAUCCUUAGUAACUGUUCUAUCAAGCCCCUGCAUGA
Sycon ciliatum is the source of this 3086-nucleotide messenger RNA. RefSeq lists its product as uncharacterized. Lineage: Eukaryota; Metazoa; Porifera; Calcarea; Leucosolenida; Sycettidae. Bases 144 to 2690 code for a protein of 848 amino acids. Gene Ontology annotation, cellular component: extracellular region. The transcript has a single exon. The record is from RefSeq and is a predicted model, not a curated record.